UUGGCGGCAUGCUUGCGACCGAAGAAAGAAACGCAUCCAGAAACAAAAGGAACUACUACUAGAGAUUUCGACCUCGCCAGAGAAAAAAAGAAUAGGAAAGGAAUUGGGACCAGCGAAUUGCGUGCGCCCCGUCCCUGCCUCGGUGCCGGUCAGUAUUCGGUUAGGGGAUGGGGGCGGGCAUGAGCAGUGGUCGGCGGCGGGGCACCGGCGUCGGCUGGGGCAGCGGCCCGUCGAGCGGGAUGCUGCCGCUUCUGGCCCUGCAGGUCAUUCUCGAGUACGGCCGCGCCGGCGCCAGCCGCCCGCCCGUGACGGCGGCGCUCAUCGCCGCCAACGCGCUGGUCUACCUCCGCCCGGGCGCCCUCGACGCGUUCCUCCCGCCGCUCUCCCGCGUCGCCUUCAACCCGCACCUCAUCAUCCAGUACGGCGACCUGACGCGCUUCUUCCUGUCAGCUUUCUACCACCUGAGUGAAACCCACUUCUUCUACAACAUGACUUCUCUCUUGUGGAAGGGCAUACAGCUUGAAACAUCAAUGGGCAGUGUUGAGUUUGCUUCUAUGGUCACUGCCUUGCUUGGCCUGUCUCAGGGCUUCACACUGCUCUUGUCCAAAGGUCUGCUCCUUCUCGGCAACGAGGUUCCGUAUUACGAUCAAUAUGCCGUUGGAUUCUCCGGGGUGUUGUUUGGUAUGAAGAUUGUGCUGAAUGCCUGGUCAGACGAUUAUGUUUUCCUGCAUGGGAUGGUCAUUCCAGCAAAGUAUGCCGCGUGGGCUGAAUUGCUCCUCAUACAAGCCUUCAUCCCCGGGACAUCCUUCAUUGGCCAUCUUAGCGGGAUUCUUGCUGGUCUAGCCUAUCUUUGGGUAAAGCGAUCAUACUCCGGGCCAGACCCGCUUGCCCUUCUGAUUUCAGGCAUCACAAAUGUUGUGAGCUGGCCAGUGAAAUUCGCUCAGAGGCUCCUGAGACCGGGUCGUCGUCAGGGGGGCAGAGUUGGGCGCCGCCCAGCAAGAGAGAGCGGCAGAGGCUUGUGGAGAUGCUCGGCCUGCACUUAUGACAACUCGCCUUCGGCAAAUAUCUGUGAGAUGUGCAACAGUGAACGCGAGGAUCGUGUUUUUCCCCAGAGACAGCAUGUCCAGGAUGGGGGAAACAGUGACCUCUCGGUUGAUGAGAUCCGCCGUAGGAGGCUGCAAAGGUUUGACAGAUGAUGACAUAAUGUAGAUCGCCAUUACCAGUAUAAAUUCCAAAUAGCGCUAAAGAUACUUCUUCCUUGAAUAUAAACGGUCAUUUGCCCAGGAUUUCUAUGCUCAA
Hordeum vulgare subsp. vulgare (domesticated barley) is the source of this 1299-nucleotide messenger RNA. Its product is annotated as rhomboid-like protein 14, mitochondrial. Bases 168 to 1196 code for a protein of 342 amino acids. NCBI's taxonomy places the organism in Eukaryota, Viridiplantae, Streptophyta, Magnoliopsida, Poales, Poaceae. Gene Ontology annotation, molecular function: serine-type endopeptidase activity. The record is from RefSeq and is a predicted model, not a curated record. Gene Ontology annotation, cellular component: membrane. The transcript is spliced from 2 exons.